Patiria miniata (bat star) is the source of this 4271-nucleotide messenger RNA. RefSeq lists its product as uncharacterized. Bases 170 to 2476 code for a protein of 768 amino acids. The record is from RefSeq and is a predicted model, not a curated record. Lineage: Eukaryota; Metazoa; Echinodermata; Asteroidea; Valvatida; Asterinidae. The transcript has 14 exons. Gene Ontology annotation, molecular function: protein binding.
CCUCUUGUGUUUUACGGAAGUUACACCCCAAAUUGCAAAAUGGAUGCGCGUGACGCGUACAAAAAAAUUGUGUAAAAAAACCCAACUCUGUCGUGGACGUUUAAAACACUUUGAGUUUUGAGAAAGUUUAUAUUUUAAAGUCUGAAUUCGCAAACCAAAGGGCACAGUCAUGAGUGUCAGUACCUUAAAGUGCCCAGGGGGUCACACUCUGGUCCCCUGGCGUUCCACAGGCGAACGAGCCACCGCCCGCUGUCCCAUAUGCCUGGCGCACCCGAUCAAGGAAGUGUUCUUCGAGCCAGACCAGCGCUCGCAGGAGAAAUUCAUGACCAAGCUUUUGUUCAGCGUGACCCGGAGCAAUUGCCUGGAGUCCCUGGACUUUGAGGCGAUGUCUCACGCCUUGACCAAGGACAAGGAGUGGAGGAGCAAGCAGCUGGAGAUCAUGAGGGGGAUACAGAAGGCUCUCAUGAUGGCCAAGUUUCAACACAAGGUUACGUUUUUCAAGAAGCUUACUCAAGACAGAAUUCCUGUACCACUUGAAGAACAACGAACUGUUGAAUGGCGACCCUUUGUAAACCUAUUAAUUGAAGUCGGCAUAUUGGACAUCAUUAUUCUGCUGUUGAAGCUUCGCGUGCCUAAUCCAACAGAUGAGACGGACAGUCUGGGCGAUCCUUGGCAGGCUAUCUAUUAUUUCUGUCUGGACAUCAUGGCCAACAUCAUGCUGUCCAGCCACUGGGAGAACCCCAAGGCUAAGAAGUUCCUCCACAAGAUCGCCAAGAGCGAGUUUGUGGAUGUGGCUAUGGCCUUUGUUGAUGAACCGAAGCAUUUUCUAGCCAUGGUCAUGUCCGUCUACGACCUGUGCCACGUCUUUGAGGAGCACGCUAUCGUGGGACUGCGGCUGGCCAAGUCCCCGCUCCUGGCCAAGCUGGGCAUCUACAUCCACAAGGACAACAGCGUCCGCAUCAUGAACCGCUGGAUGAACCUGGGCGUCUUCAACUACGAGGUGGAGGUCAUGAUGGAGAACCAGGCCGGACUGCUGCCCAUGCGCAGCAUGUCGGCCUUUGACGUUAGCGAGCCCAUGGAGUACAGUGAUGACGACAUUAAGGACGUGGGCAUACAGUUUGCCAGCUCUUUGCAGCAGAGCAGCCUGCAGACUGUGGGCUAUUUUGCCAAGGACAAACAAGUCAGAGCAGUUGUAACAAAGGACCAGAUUGUUGGAAAGGCAAUUGGUCGUUGGGUGCGCAUGCCGGUUCUGUCCCCCGAGAAUCGUUACAUGCUGGAAGCCUGCCUCAAAGUGUUGGCCGAUAUGGCCUACUUGGAGUCCUAUGCUUGGAAAUUACUGGACGAAUAUGACUUCUUGCCGCUCCUGGAGAACGGAGUUUUCUAUGCGGAAAAGGACGUGGUGUGGCACUACUUAGAAGUUGCCACUCGGAUCGGCAUGCACCGGGGGCAGCUACUGAAGAGAAUUGUGGAGAAUCCAAAGAUAAUGCGGUCAGCAGGCAUUCACAUGUACAGUCUGGAUGUCAACAUUAACAUCUAUGCCACGGCUCUUCUAGCGUUGGCCGUGGAUAAUCCCGGAGUGGAGUACAUCAUCAAGUACUUCGGCCCCAGACACUUCUACUAUUAUCCAGAUUAUUUUUUCAGUAAGACACCUAAAAUUGGUAUUAAAAUUGCCGAGCUCCAAACUGGAUGCAAGCGUUUUGGAAAAAGAGACUACGAUAAAGCGGAGAAGGAAUUCCGGAAGAUCCGGAACCUGACUCUGGACGCCACCAAAGCCACCAAACUGAAGGAGGAAGGCAACCAGAUGUACAAAAGCGGCCAGAUGCAGGAGGCCAUUAAGCUGUACACUCGGGCCCUCAGUGUCUGCCCGCCCACCAGACCUGAUAAAAACGCCCUCCGGAAGAAACUGGAAAUACUAGAAAUUAUGCCCAAUUGGUCUCCUCUACCAGCCACCUUAUUCAAUAACCGUGCACAGUGCUAUCUGAGCCUAGGGGAGUAUGAAUUAGCUGUGGAGGACUGCGACGAAGCCAUUGCACGGACUUUUGGAGGCUAUGAUCCUGAUGACCGUUCGCUGCCGGAUACUUUAAGGCUGAAGGCGAUGUUUCGUCGCUCCAAGGCCCUCUACGAAUUGGGACAAUACUUCAGAGCUGUCCAAGACGUUGGUGAAUGUCAGAUUAAUCAGCCAUCAGAGACAUUUAAAGCACAUCUUGAUAAGGUGAUGAUGCGUUUCCGAAGCAUUAUGGGAAUGGACCCCGUCCAACGUUGCGACGAGUGCCGACAAACUAACGGUUUCAAGUUGAAGCGAUGCGCAAAUUGCAUGGCCAUUUAUUGCACCAAGAAGUGUCAGGAAGUGGCGUGGGUCAAGCGACACAAGGUCAAUUGCCAAGAAUAUCAAGCAGAGAAGGAAGCCAAGAAGAAAGAAGCCUUGACCAACGGUGUGGCUACGGCUAGACCUAAUGGCAACAUGGACCUGGACUAGACACGGCCUCAGUCAUAGCCGUACAGACCACGAUCCCAUGCCAGAGCACUUAAGCUCUACAGACUAUUCCUCAACUUUCCCAUAUCAAGAAAUAUAAAAUUCGGCUUUUAAACACAUCACACACUUAUUGCCGUGCAUAAAUUGCAUUAAACUUUUUUUCUAGGACUAUUUGGGGGACAAUUGAUAAGUUUUCGAGGAUAUGUGUGCAAACUAUAUUUCAAGAAGUACAUGUAUAAUAUUUUAAAACAAAAGUGUGGAGUACGUGUACGUUACCUUUUAAGCACAGUGAAGGAAAGGCUGUGAUUUUGCAUAGAUAACAGGAUUUCACGUGAUUACAGUUGAUAUUUUUGUAAACUAAAUUUGAUUUGAUAUUGAUUCUGUAAAGAAAAGACAAUAUUGUGAUUUCACCAAACGAGUGUUAACUCAGAAUGAACUGAUACAUGGUUGUUUCUCAAAAUGAUCUUUGUUAUUAAAGGAAAACUGAAUUGCUCUGAAAUAGAAGUUUGAUGUACACAUGUAUCAGGCAGAUCAGUUAGUUCGUAUAAGUGGAGAAGAGACUGAUUUCAGCUUGUGUGGCUUUUCAUUGCAUUGUACAUUGCUGUGUGUAUCACUGAAAUGUUAACAUGUACAAAAGUAUGAAAAAGUAACCACCAGGCAUGCAACUUUUCCUCGGAUCUGCUGAUUUCCUCGUUUUUUACUUCUCAUGAAUGCCAUUACAAAUUGAAAAACACUGUACAAAGUCUUUUGUGGUAAGGAAUUUCCUCGUUUUUUCUAAAUAUUCAGUUGCAUGCCUGAGUAACAUUUAAGAUUUUUUUUAAAAAAGGGUUAGCAUGAACUUCUCCAGUAACCCUCCUUUGCAAACAAACAUUCUGUGCCAAGUAGUCCGUUCAGUUAAAAUCAAUCAAGUGACUGUUUUCAACAGUUCAGAAUUCCCAGCCUACAUGAAGCAGGAUUGACUGGCCGUGACUGUUUAUGUAACUCGAUACAGCUUUGCUUUGGCUGUUAGUGAUUGAUAAGCAAGCUGUGCCCACAACUUGCCUGCUUUGUCUGUCCAUGGUCUGCUGACUGAGUUUGGCUAGACACAGUGCUUGCUUGACAUUUGAUCUGACUGCUGGUGACUAGCCUGUGUUAAAAGUAUAGCAGGGGAAGUGGAUGGACAUUUUGACUGUCUGUGACUGUUUAAAUAGCAGGAAGGUUAAGGAAUGAGGGCACUCACUUGAACCAUCUGAAAUUCACAGAGUUAUUAGAAAAGUGUGGGAAAAAGCAGUUAAUGUUUGUACAUGUAUUUCUUUUUUGUUAUAUUUUUUUUCAUUUAGAAUGUAUCACCUUGUAUACGAGUUAGAAGUUGAAAAACAUGUUUUAUUCAGGUUUUAACCUUUCGCAGUGGCAGGUGAUGUUUAAUCUUCAAGCUUCCCGUGGUGGAUGUGGACACGUCAGUGCUUCCAGUUGGUUUUGUACACUCCCAUGUUCCGAACUUGAACGUGGCCGCUGUACAUGGGCCGUCUUCAUAAAAUAUGAAGUUAUGAAAUAUGAAGUGGUUAAAAUAAGGGUUUAACAACAAAUUGUUUUAUAUACUUAACACGCUUCAUUUGCAGUCUCUGUAUUAAGAAAGAAAAAAACCCUUAUGGUUUGAAUAGUUGCAAGGGACAAAUGUUUUUGAAGAUGGAGCCAGUAAUGUCAUGAAAAUUUUUAACCCUAACCGCCCUGAAUCCUCCCAAAUCCUUUUUGCAAAUUGGAGGAAUUUGCAGGAUUGAGGUUACAUGGCAAAGUGUUUUGCUGAUUUCGGAGUACGCAC